AUGGGAAAGCCGGUUGUUUUUGACAUGGAUAUGAGUGUUGGGGACUUUGUAGCUCUUUUUUAUCUCCUGAAACUACCUGUGGAACUCAUCAACCUAAAGGGAAUAUUGGUAACUUCAACUGGUUGGGCAAAUGCUGCAACGAUAGAUGUCAUAUAUGAUGUACUGCAUAUGAUGGGCCGUGAUGACAUUCCAGUUGGUCUAGGGGACGUAUUUGCCAUUGGCCCAGAAGAGCCUGCAUUCCCUAUAUUGGAGAUUGCAAAUAUAGGAAGGCCAUCCCACUUGGCAGUGGUGGCCUUUUGGACUCUGAUACACUCUAUGGUUUUGCUCAUUACUUGCGUCGCAGUCCUAGAAGUUACUAAGGAAGAUGAGAUUCAGUAUGUUCGUCUAGACUAUAAAUACGAUAGGGGAGUCAUAACAAUGGAAAAUCCUGUAAGAAGCGAAAUGCCUUAA
This is a messenger RNA of Ilex paraguariensis (yerba mate), 450 nucleotides long. Lineage: Eukaryota; Viridiplantae; Streptophyta; Magnoliopsida; Aquifoliales; Aquifoliaceae. The record is from the annotation of a GenBank genome assembly.